GGUCGGAGGCCUGAUUGCUGGGCGCCGCUGCUGGUCGCGGGAGGAGCAGUCGCGUUGUUUUGGCGGUCCGAGAUGGCUGGGCUGGAGUCGGGGCCGAGAGGGCGGGGCAGGAGAAGGCGCGGGCUGAGGGAAGAGAGCCGCGGGCAGGCCCGGGACGCCGAAGGGGAGCCCCGCGGGCCGUCCGGCCGCCAGCGCGGAACAAAGGGGAGAGAGGGGACGCUCCGGAGUGCCCGCCCCGAUUCCAACCCGGCAUCUCCCGGUUCUCCGUGGAAGGCGCUGGCGGCUGCCCUCGUUGUCCUCGGCGCCUGGAAGGCAGGCAGGCAGGCAGGCAGGCAGGCAGGCCGCCCGCGAAAAACGAGCUCGGCGAGCGCGUGGUAGUGACAGGGAAACGGGCCGAGAUUGCCCCCCGGAGCGCUGCGGGGUGGAUGGAAGGUUAGAGGCGCCCUCCGCGAGGACGAGGCGCCCAGAGGAGGCGGGAAGCGUUGCUGACGGGAACGGGAAUGAAAAACAUGCUGCUGACCUUUACACCAAGUGAUUGAAGAGACACAGAAGAAGCACAUUUAUUAAUAACAACAUGGGAAAUACAACUACUAAGUUCCGCAAAGCACUUAUCAAUGGAGAUGAAAAUUUGGCCUGCCAAAUAUACGAGAGCAACCCUCAAUUAAAAGAAUCUCUGGAUCCUAAUAUUUCUUAUGGAGAACCUUACCAGCACAAUACUCCAUUACAUUAUGCUGCUAGGCAUGGGAUGAAUCGAAUAUUGGGGACUUUUCUUUUUGUGAGAGAUGGGAACCCAAAUAAACGAAAUGUGCACAAUGAAACUUCUAUGCACUUGCUUUGUAUGGGACCUCAGAUUAUGAUUUCGGAUGGAGCUCUCCAACCUCGCCUGACAAGACCCUUUGAAGAUGAUUUUAGAAGAGCAGAUUGUCUGCAGAUGAUCUUAAAAUGGAAAGGAGCAAAACUUGACCAAGGAGAAUAUGAAAGAGCUGCUAUUGAUGCUGUUGAUAACAAAAGGAAUACACCUUUGCACUAUGCUGCUGCCUCAGGAAUGAAGACUUGUGUAGAGCUUCUAGUAAAACAUGGUGGAGACUUGUUUGCUGAAAAUGAAAAUAAAGAUACUCCCUGUGACUGUGCAGAGAAGCAGCACCACAAAGAGUUAGCGCUCAAUUUAGAAUCUCAGAUGGUGUUUUCACGAGAUCCUGAAGCUGAAAGUAUUGAAGCGGAAUAUGCUGCUUUAGACAAAAGAGAGCCAUAUGAAGGACUACGACCUCAGGACCUUCGAAGGCUCAAAGAUAUGCUGAUUGUAGAAUCUGCUGAUAUGCUUCAAGCACCUUUGUUUACUGCAGAAGCUUUGCUCCGAGCUCAUGAUUGGGACAGGGAAAAAUUACUUGAAGCUUGGAUGACUAAUCCAGAGAACUGCUGCCAGCGUUCAGGUGUUCAAAUGCCAACACCACCCCCAAGUGGUUAUAAUGCCUGGGAUACACUUCCUUCACCAAGAACUCCUCGGACUACUCGUUCUUCUAUCACUUCUCCAGAUGAAAUUAGCCUCUCACCAGGGGACAUUGAGACAACUAUGUGUGAAAUUUGUAUGUGUAAUAUUUCUGUCUUUGAAGAUCCAGUAGAUAUGCCUUGUGGACAUGAGUUUUGUAGAGCAUGCUGGGAAGCGUUUUUGAAUAUGAAAAUUCAGGAGGGUGAAGCCCACAAUAUUUUUUGCCCAGCAUAUGAUUGCUUUCAGCUUGUUCCAGUGGAGAUAAUAGAAAGUGUGGUUUCCAAGGAGAUGGAUAAACGCUACCUACAGUUUGAUAUUAAGGCCUUUGUUGAAAAUAAUCCUUCUAUUAAAUGGUGCCCUACACCAGCAUGUGAAAGAGCAGUCAGGCUCACAAGACAAGGAUCUAAUACAAGUGGUUCAGAAACACUUAAUUUCCCAUUGUUAAGAGCCCCUGCUGUGGAUUGUGGGAAAGGACAUCUUUUCUGCUGGGAGUGUUUAGGUGAAGCCCAUGAACCUUGCGACUGUGAAACUUGGAAAAACUGGCUGCAGAAGAUAACAGAAAUGAAACCUGAAGAGCUUGUGGGAGUUAGUGAAGCUUAUGAAGAUGCUGCCAACUGCUUAUGGUUACUCACAAACUCCAAACCAUGUGCCAACUGUAAAUCUCCCAUUCAGAAAAAUGAGGGAUGCAACCACAUGCAGUGUGCAAAGUGUAAAUAUGAUUUCUGUUGGAUAUGCCUUGAAGAAUGGAAAAAACAUAGUUCUUCCACUGGAGGAUAUUAUAGAUGUACUCGCUAUGAAGUAAUUCAACACGUAGAAGAACAAUCUAAGGAAAUGACAGCAGAGGCUGAAAAGAAACACAAAAGAUUUCAAGAACUUGAUAGAUUUAUGCACUAUUACACAAGGUUUAAGAACCAUGAGCUCAGCUAUCAAUUAGAACAGCGCCUUCUCAAAACAGCCAAAGAAAAGAUGGAGCAGCUGAGUAGAGCUCUUGGUGGAUCAGAAGGAAGUUGUCCUGAUACCACAUUCAUUGAAGAUGCAGUACAAGAACUCCUCAAAACGCGACGCAUUCUGAAGUGUUCUUACCCUUACGGAUUCUUUCUAGAACCAAAAAGCACAAAGAAAGAAAUAUUUGAACUGAUGCAGACAGAUCUUGAAAUGGUUACAGAAGAUCUUGCUCAAAAAGUGAACAGACCUUACCUUCGUACUCCUCGCCAUAAAAUCAUCCGGGCGGCUUGCCUUGUUCAACAGAAGAGGCAAGAAUUCUUGGCCUCUGUAGCCCGUGGAGUUGCUCCUGCUGAUUCUCCAGAAGCUCCAAGGCGCAGCUUUGCUGGUGGAACAUGGGAUUGGGAAUAUUUAGGAUUUGCAUCCCCUGAGGAAUAUGCUGAAUUUCAGUAUCGGAGGAGGCACAGACAACGUCGACGUGGAGACAUGCAGAGUCUGCUGAGUAAUGCUCCAGAUCCUGAUGAUCCGAGUGAGAGUACACUAGAUACUCAAGAAGCUGGCAGUAAUAGAAGACAUGGUAGUUCCAUGGUGAGUUCAGCUUCCAUGAGUAUUCUUCACAGCUCUUCUCUUCAUGAUUAUACUCCUGUUAGUCACUCUGAAAACCAAGAUUCUCUGCAGGCACUGAGUUCCUUGGAUGAAGAUGAUCCAAACAUACUUCUUGCUAUUCAGUUAUCAUUGCAAGAAUCUGGCUUGGUUAUUGACGAUGAAACUAGAGACUUCCUAACUAAUGAAGCUUCAUUAGGAGCAAUAGGUUCUUCUUUGCCUACAAGGUUAGACUCUGGCCCAGUAAAUAUUGAUAAUCCAAGAGCGGCUCUAAGUAGCUCUGAACUUUUAGAACUUGGUGAUAGCCUGAUGAAACUAAGUGCAGAUAGCGAUCAGUUUUCAACAGACCAUCUUAGUUCUCACACUUUCAAUAAUACAAGAAGUGGCUUAUAUUCAGCAUCUGGUGAAGCUGACUCAGGUAGCCAAGAUCUUAAUAUAAAUGAAAAUCUCCUUGGAAACAUAAUGGCUUGGUUCCAUGACAUGAAUCCUCAGAGUAUUGCACUCAUUCCUUCCGCAAGUACAGAAACAGAUGAUGAUUCACAGCAACCCAGUACUGAAGAGGGGUUAGUGGAACAGCCACAUGUAAGACAAGAUCUUCUAGAGGAAGAUGCGCUUUUUGAGGAGGCACUCAAAAAUGAAGGCAGAGGCAUUCAAAGAGAAGAGGGUGCUGCUGCUGGAGACAUUAGUAAAGGAGAAACAGUUACACAAAGUGAAGACUCCUCUGGAGAGACUAGUAGCCAAGUUGUAACUUCUGAUGUUGCACGUCAGACAUCUAAAACUUCAACUGAAUGGGUUGAACAUGUGCAUUUGGUGUAAUCACAAGAAGUCUGAAGACAGGAAUUGAUUGUGGAGCCAAAAUGGCUAGGCAAUUGCCAACGGUACACUAUAUAGCAUAAGAAUUCUGGAAACUUUGACAAAUGCUAGCAGAGCUCAGUUGUUUACCAGAGGUGUAAAAAUGGAAUAAAUAGAAAUUUCCUUGGUGUUCUUUAUGAAGAUUAUUGAACCUUUCAGGGAAUUUCCAUUGCAUUGGACAGUAAAGUGGCUUGCUUGUUUGGAGGAAGUAGAAAGCUUGUACUCCACAUUCCUAAUACAAUGCAUUAUCUAUUUAGCCUUAGGCUGAUGAUCCGUAACUUGAAAGUGGAGAUUAAAGGCUUCCUUAGCUACUUAUCUUAAGAAACCAUUUUCUCCUUUUUCUGUCAUUUGUCUUACCCUUUAAAAACCAAGGUUUAGCAGUAAACAUUAUGUCUUGCUUUCCCCAGGUAAUCAGUAAUAGUAUGAGUUGAGUUAGAAUUGGAUCUUUUCUAAUUAAAAUAAAGUUUUUCAUGUUUAUGUACAGUACAGAUGUGCCAAAUUGAGCAGCAAAUCAACUUCAACACAAAAGUAUGCAGUAUUGUUUUUUACACUAACCCAUAUUUUUAAGGAUGAUAUAAAGAUCACACACACACAAAGCUUUUCCAAAUUUCAGUGGCAUUUAUUACCAUUAUAAUUGCAUUAACAUAAUUUUAUCCUAAUUAAAUCUAAUUCUGCUAUUUAGGACAGUUAUUUUAAACAUUGUUUGCUCAAUUGAAAAGACACUUUAAUAGAAGUGCAAUCUUUUCAUUCUAUGCACUAUGAGUGCAGUUGCUUUUAGCAGUAACAUUUUACAAAGCAAAGUUUGAAAUUUCCUUAAGCUAGAGGCAGCCCCCCCCCCCAUAGAAGAUUAGUAAUAUCACAUGCAACAUGUUAUUGUGCCUUGCCUAACCUAAAUAGAUAGUUGCCACAGUUAAAUGAAUACUGGUCAUCUGUUCUGGAGUAUACUAUGCUAUGAACUGCAAAAACCUCCAUAAAACCACUCAUGGCCUUUCCUUUCCACUCAAUACCUAUAUAGGGUAUAAGCCUUCCCCACACAGGUACAGCAUGCACACCUAGAAGGAUCCCCAUAGGAUUCAAGAGAGCCUUAUUUUUCUCUUCCUCUCCCCACCCCAUCUUCCUCAGCAUGCAUUUGAGGGCAGUACAGUAUCUGUCUGUGCCUCCUGUAUCUCCAUCCGGCCUACUUGUUUCACUCAGUGAAGCUGUAUGAGCUUCAACUGAAAGAGAGGGAGAGGCAGGAAUAAGAAGGUGUGCUUCCAGUGCAUGCACUCUGAGAAGUGGGUGGGAAAUACAGCUGUUUAGACAAAUCCCUUGUUUGCAGACACCAUAGCUGCACAGGGAGUUAUCAUGCCCUAUAUGUCAAAGUUUUUAUCGAAAUAAUAAACACUACAGUGUAUUCUUUUCAAUUGCACAAUAUUCAUUUGGUGUAUGAUUGCUGUUUCAUAUUUUCUAAAAAACCCACAACCUUCCCUAAUGGUAUCCUACUGUGAAGAAAAAAUUUGUUAAGAUUGGCUCAAAAACAUCAAAACCUCAUUGUAAAUUAGUGAUGCAGAUUGUAACUUUAACUAGAAGUAAUUGUUUUAAAUUACUGUUUUGCUUGCAUAUAAUCAAAGCCUAGGUUAACAGAAGCAAAAUGAAUGAAAUACUCCUUUUUUUUGGUUUGACUUGAUAUGAGAAAUCUACUAUGUCUGAUAUAAAAAUUUCUUGCUACUGAUUGUGUACAGUAAGGUAUUUUGAUGGCAGAAAAAGUGUGUAUAUUGAUUACUGUGAGUUACAAGAAAAAGUGUUAAAUCUUUCAUUUAAGGAUAACUGUUGGAAUCUUGCAGUCCCUGUGACUCAUAAAACUAAAUAUUAACUAUUUAAUCCAUUUUUUAAAAAAAAUCUGUUUCUUGACAUUUCUUUGGAAGGAGUAGUCUGCUUCUCUGUUACUAUAUUCUGUACAUCUAUUAUAUUUUCUAGCUUGGCUUCUAAUUGCCCUAUCCUGAAAGUAUUGGUGUUGAAUCCCUUUUUCUAGCCUUGGAAAAUUAUCUCUUUAAACAGCUGUCUGUUAUAGAAUCCUUUCUAAUCUAAAAUAGAUCUUGAAGACUCUAUCUUCACUCAUUGGUCUUAUAUAUUUUAAAUACGCAUACAGCUUCCUUGAAUUAUAAUUUCCAAAUAGAAUAUCACAUGGUUUUGUGUAUUGCAUUAAGAUGUCUUGCAAAGCUAAGAGAAGAUAUGUAUGAGUGCUUUCUGUGAUGAUAGUGAAGUUUGUGGGUUCUGGUUUUCUGUAACUUGGUUUAAAUUGUGCAGUAUAUUCCAUUGUUAAAUUUAUUCUGAGCAUGGAAUUUAGCAUAUUAAAUUUGUAUUUUCUCGGUACUUAUUUAAAAUUUAAGACCAUCCCACUAAUUGAAUUUAGAAUUCUGAAAGAAAGUUUGGCAAGCCUAUUUUGUAAACCAAUUAAUUUUAUAAAGGAAAACAAAACUACUAUAAUCUUGAAAAUGGUAUUUGCACUUUCAUAGUAUAUACUUGAUACAUUCCCACUUUAUAUACAGUAGAAUAUUACAACUGUGUAGAUGUUUGGCCAAAUGAAUGCUGUUAAUAAUAUGUACAAUUUUUGAUUAAACAUUUAU
Molecule: messenger RNA, 6489 nt
Organism: Python bivittatus (Burmese python)
Lineage: Eukaryota; Metazoa; Chordata; Lepidosauria; Squamata; Pythonidae
Gene: ANKIB1
Product: ankyrin repeat and IBR domain containing 1
Biological process (GO): protein ubiquitination
Molecular function (GO): ubiquitin-protein transferase activity; zinc ion binding; protein binding
Source: RefSeq, a predicted model, not a curated record